UUUUCAAAGACUUCCAACAGAGCAGCUGCCGUUUUUUUUUCGUGGCGGUGCAAGUUUGAACAGGAAUUGCCAGCAAUUUAGCAUUAUAUUUUGUAGUAAAAGUGUGAUUUUUAUUCAAAAUGACUCGCACAAAGACCGGCCGCCGGCUGGUGAGCAAAAAGCGCGGUUCCGUCGACGAGAAAACCCGAAUCGCCAACAAAAUGCGCGACUUCGAGGUGACGGUUGAUUGCGAGUUGGCCAAUCUGGAGCUGAAAUUUCGAGACGAAAUGGAUCGCGUUCAGCGGUUGGUCGAUGGGCUAAAGACCAGAAUCCCGAAGAAAUAUCUCACAAUGACCAUCAAUCAGAUCAGAGAAUAUCAAGAAGAGGCAGAGAAGAUCGAAGCGUCCUUCUACGGCGAUCGCACCGCCGUCAUGGCCGCCAACCUGAGUGUACUGCUGGAGAAAUCCGCUCGCAAAAAGUCCAAAGAUGACGGGUACCUUACAGAGGAAAGUGACCACCCGGAGCGGCUGUCCGCGAUGUCGUCGGCCUCGAAGCGCGUCGGUCCGCUCAUGUCGGCCAAGUUCCGACGCCGCAGCAAGUCGGCCGGUGGAGUCACCAACACGUCCACCGUCAAUCGCAGCUUGUACCAGAACCAGACGGCUACGCUGGUGGAUCGAUCGGCACUGGGGAAAACCCUCGGAACCAGCGUGCUGGCCAAGGAUCGUAACUCGAGAGCCAAAGCCAAAACCCCGAUGCCAAACCGUCCGAAGGCGAUCAGCGUGGAUCGAAUCUACGGUGCCAUCACGCCCAAGGUGCAACCCAACUCAGCGAUGGCCAUCCUCCGUCACGCCCGGCUGGGCGAACCCGUCUAUGCCAUCACUGGAAGUCCGGUGAUCACUGCCAACAUUCUGGAAUCGACCGCUAACGUAAACAUCCCCGUCGAAAACGGCAUGCUGUCGAUCCGGCCAACGGAGAUGGGCACCGUCGACCCGGCCAUGGUCAGCAAAAUCGAUCCGCACGUGCUGGCCGAGCUGAAGCAGCUGCAGGAGAACCUGAACGUGAUCAUGCGGACGCUGAAGCUGUAGAGCUGAGGAGUGUGCGCGCGUCACAAUUAUACAAGUUAUUAUUUUCUCGUGUAUUUUGUAGGACUUGCCUAAAGGCUUAUUGCGUCGCGUUCAGAUGCAUUGCUGCCGUGUUUGUGACUCAUUCUUAUUUCUUUCGUAUAUCUUUGUACAACGACUCAUUUAUAUUCCUUUAACUGACAUAUACAAUUUUAACAAUAAAAGAAUAUUUUUAUCAAUUUGAAA
Molecule: messenger RNA, 1286 nt
Organism: Culex pipiens pallens (northern house mosquito)
Lineage: Eukaryota; Metazoa; Arthropoda; Insecta; Diptera; Culicidae
Product: borealin-like
Exons: 6
Coding region: 120-1064 (314 amino acids)
Biological process (GO): mitotic sister chromatid segregation
Cellular component (GO): spindle midzone; chromosome passenger complex; chromosome, centromeric region
Source: RefSeq, a predicted model, not a curated record